Adineta steineri is the source of this 858-nucleotide messenger RNA. The record is from the annotation of a GenBank genome assembly. Lineage: Eukaryota; Metazoa; Rotifera; Eurotatoria; Adinetida; Adinetidae.
AUGAUUUGCUUAGUGCACAAUCCACGUUAUCGUUCGUUAUUUCAUGCUGUUGUAAAUGAACUUCGAAAUGAAAAACGUAUAUCUGUAAAUCUAUUACGAAAUAUGCCUAAAAGCUGUUGUACAUGUAACAAUAUUGAUAACGUAGUAAUAAAAUCUUGUCUUAUACAUGACAAAGAUAAAUUGAUUAAUUUACAAAAACUUAUUAAUCAAAUAAAUCAAGAUAAACAAAACAAUCCCAAACUUAUUUUAGCAUUAAAUGGAUUAGAAAAUUUUAUUAACGAAAAUCAAGUUAAUUCAUUUUCAAAUCCGUUACCAAUAACUCAUACUCAGAGUUCUAUUGAGUUUUCCGAUUCGGAAGACAGUCAGCCAAUGAAUACUGAUAGAUCAUUAGUUAAAAAGCAAAAAAAUCCACCAAAACCAUUGAAAGAUGGAACAUUUCUAUUUUUACCUUAUAACUUUGACAAUAAAUCAAAUUCAAUACCAGUAUUUAAAGCUGAUAAAGAUAAACAGCGUGGUCGAUUUAUUGGCCGCAAUGGUUAUAUUACAUCAUUAGAAAAGCAAAAAUCUGUUUGUAUUAAUAUGAUAACACCUUCAACAAGUGAGCAAAUUAAACGAACACUUUCUUAUGCCAAAGAACAAGUUGGAAAUGUAAAAAUUCAUAAUCCAAAAGAUAUAUCAAAGUCAGCUGAUGGCGAAUGGAUAUUAGUUCGAAUGUAUAAAACGAAAACAAAUACAGGGAAUAUCGAAGAUGUGUUAGAUGAUUUAAACGAUCGAUGGGAAAGUUUUUUGAAGAUAAGAAAACGUCGACAUGUAGAAGUCGAUGAAGAGGACGAUGAAGAAAGUUUUAAAAAAAUAUAG